Molecule: messenger RNA, 1149 nt
Organism: Acyrthosiphon pisum (pea aphid)
Lineage: Eukaryota; Metazoa; Arthropoda; Insecta; Hemiptera; Aphididae
Exons: 1
Coding region: 1-1149 (382 amino acids)
Source: RefSeq, a predicted model, not a curated record
AUGUUAUAUCCGCUGUUCUUCCCGUACGGCGAGGCCGGUUGGCAUAACGGGAUGUUGCAAGAGGGCCCUAGACGAAAUAAUGUCCGAAGUCGAAACACUAUUAGAGAGUUUGCGUGCUACCGUUUGGGCAUUCGGUAUGAGGGAAAUAAUGACACUAGGCAUCAACAGUUCAGUUCAAUACAUCAAGGCCGGUCUUUGUUGCACAUGUAUGUGUGCGAUGAAUACGUUCAAAUGGAAUCAAACAAUCUGAACUACAUACGUCGGAAUCAGAGGGAUCUCCUAGCCGAAGCGUAUCAAGGGCUCAUGGACCAUGUGAACCAACACCUCAUCAUCGAUCCUAUGGCGGUCGGCCGUAGGAUAAUUUUGCCGUCGACGUUCGUGGGCAGCGACCGAUACAACAAAAUGUGUUAUCAAGACGCUAUCACCAUGGUCCGUAGCAAAGGCAAACCCGACCUGUUCAUAACGUUUACGUGCAAUCCCAGGUGGCCGGAGAUCACAGAAAACCUGGCGGCUCACAGCGUUGCCAAUGACAGGCCUGAACUGGUGGCCAGGGUGUUCAACAGGAAACUACAGGAGCUACUAGGUGACCUAACUGUUAAUCGUGUGUUUGGUAAUGUUUCUGCUUACGUUUAUACAAUCGAGUUUCAGAAACGCGGUCUGCCCCAUGCGCACAUACUCGUAAUCCUGGAGGAGGAUUGUAAGUUCCGCACGGCGGCGGACGUCGACGACGUGGUUUGCGCCUAUUUGCCGGACCCGGCAACCGCCAGGCGCUUACACGACUGCGUGAAGUCCCACAUGAUCCACGGACCGUGUGGAACAGUCAACCCGCAAUGUCCGUGUAUGGUGAACAACAGUUGUUCAAAAGAAUUCCCAAAAGCGUACGCAGAGGAGACUGUGUACAUUGCGGACGGCGGUUAUCCAAAGUACCGCCGGCCGAACGACGGCCGUGUGGUACUUGUGAGAGGUCGUGAGGUCGGUAACGAGUGUGUAGUGCCUUACAACCCUUACCUUCUGGUCAAGUACGACGCACACAUCAACGUCGAAAUCUGCACGUCCAUAAAGAGCGUCAUGUAUAUCUACAAGUACAUAUACAAGGGACACGACCGUGUGACAUUGAAGGUUCGAGACCAAGACGAAAUAGCCAAGUGA